AUGACGGUCGAAGUCGUGGAUGAAGGCAGGAAUGGAGGAAGGACGGCAGGCCCGACGAACGACUUACAUUCCUCGGCAAUGGCUGCCGACGCAACACCAGCCGACCACAUGCGAUCAGAUGCAAAUUCGCCCUCACCACGGCGCAUAUUACCAGGACUCGCGGCAUUCACAGUAUCCAGGAAAGCUUCGCCCGUGGCAGCGGAUCCUCUUCUCCAGCAUGACGCCUCGCCAUCAAUGCGAAAUGUAAAGCUUUCGUUCUGGCAACGACAUUUCACCAGACCUGUUGACCUGGAACUCGAGAAGGAAGGCAGUCCGCAGAAGAGACGCUUUGUCUUCUCCUCGCGUGGAGCAAUUUUCACCGGCAUUAUAAUGCUGUUAUUACUACUAGGGGUGGUAGCGGCAGCUGUUGCCGUGACCAUGCAUGCUCGUUACGAAGAAGCACAUGAGCCAUCUCCGAUACGGGCGGCGCUCGACGAUAAUUUUCCGGAUCCUGCACUGUGGCAUUUCGAUGGCACAUACUACGCAUUCGCUACCAACAAUGCUGCUGGCAUCCUUCAGCGUCCAAACAAUAGCUCAAGCUACGACUAUGGUGUUUCCAACAUACAGAUUGCCACCUCGCAAAACUUCAUAAAUUGGACGUUGCUCAAUUCAACUCACGACCCGCUACCUCAUACUGGCGAUUGGGUCGCUCAGGGUCUGACGAAAGGUCCACCACGGAUUCCGCGCGCGAAUGUGUGGGCACCAGAUGUUAUACGCCGCCCGAGCGAUAAGAAAUUCGUCAUGUAUUAUUCUGCCAACCGCGUGAACGCCACAGCUCCUGGUGGUCCACAUCCUCCGACCCAUUGUAUUGGAGCCGCUGUCUCCGCGAGCGACUCGCCCGCUGGUCCUUACAAGGCCGAGAACGACACACUGGCGUGCCCUAUUGAUCAAGGUGGAGCUAUCGACCCUGGAGCUUUUAAGGACGAGGACGGGACACUAUACGUAGUCUACAAGGUGGAUGGCAACAACAUAGGCCAUGGUGGCGUGUGCGGCAACACAAAGGCGCCGAUAAUGCCAACACCGUUGAUGCUGCAGAAGAUGAAAGCCGACGGUGUGACGACCGAUGGCGCACCCGUACAAAUCAUGGAUCGUAAGGCACAAGAUGGUCCUCUUGUCGAGGCACCUGCUCUGGUACGGUCGAAAGAUGGCAUCUACUUCCUCUUCUUCUCUUCCGGCUGCACGCGUGCGCCAUCUUAUGAUAUCAAGUACGCCACGAGCAAGAACAUCAAUGGUCCGUAUACUCGUGCCGAUAGUCCCUUACUGCGGACUGGCGACUUUGGUCUACUGGCUCCGGGCUCGGCUAGCGUGCACGACGAUGGAGCUGAUGGGUACAACAUGGUCUUUCACGCUCGUGUGCAAGCGCCUCAGGGUAGGAUCCGGGCCAUGUUCACCACUAAAUUGAUUUUCAAGGGCCACACCGUGACGAUGGCAUCCGACACACAGAAGGAUGACUAA
This is a messenger RNA of Recurvomyces mirabilis, 1494 nucleotides long. RefSeq lists its product as uncharacterized. Gene Ontology annotation, molecular function: hydrolase activity, hydrolyzing O-glycosyl compounds. NCBI's taxonomy places the organism in Eukaryota, Fungi, Ascomycota, Dothideomycetes, Mycosphaerellales, Teratosphaeriaceae. The transcript has a single exon. The coding region runs from base 1 to 1494 and encodes 497 amino acids. Gene Ontology annotation, biological process: carbohydrate metabolic process. The record is from RefSeq and is a predicted model, not a curated record.